This is a messenger RNA of Puntigrus tetrazona (Sumatra barb), 4763 nucleotides long. It is a transcript of the gene gse1a, whose product is annotated as Gse1 coiled-coil protein a. Lineage: Eukaryota; Metazoa; Chordata; Actinopteri; Cypriniformes; Cyprinidae. The record is from RefSeq and is a predicted model, not a curated record.
AUCUCUCCCUCCAUCGCUCUCUCUCGGCGUGACUUGACCCCGUCUGGAGGAGGUCCCUCACCCCUGACUGUGGCUCUGCCCCGGGGGCGGAUCAGCGGAGCAGGUGCUGCUGAGUCUCUAGCGCCGCCUUCACUCGCUCCACUGCGGCUCGCUCAGCGCUCUCGACCGCCGCGCUGCCGCCGGAGCACCGCCAUGGAUUUACUCCAGCUCUAAACGCGUGGGAAAUACGCUUUUCUCCAGUUUCGAGGUAUGAGCCAUGAGCCUCAGUCUCCCUCAGCAGGCAUGAUUUCGGCAGCACCAUGUAGCAUGGCGACUGUGAGCCCCCUCACUCCCUCGCCCGUCAGCGGGAGCCCCUCGGCCCAGUCCAGUCACUCGGGGUUCGCCGCUGCUCUCCGCAAGCUGGCCAAACAGGCCGAGGAGCCACGAGGCUCCAUUAGUAGCGAGUCAUCACAUGUUUCCUCUCCGGUGACCAAUCACAUUUCUCCUGUCAGUACACCUAAACGGGUUGCCAUGGGUACGAGCCUGGGCCCGCCCACUUGCACGCCUCCUGUGGUCACCAUCGCCCCGACUAAAACCGUCAAUGGCUUCUGGAGGUCUGAGGGGCGCCAGGCUGAUGCAGGAUUAAGAGGCUCCAGUCAGGAGCGUUUGGCCCCCGACCGCUCUUUGCCGGGCCAGGAGAAGCCGUCUCUGUCUCUCCCGCCGUACCUGGGCUCAGCCCACCCCUUCAGCGUGACCCCGAGCGCUCUGCUGCAGGACCCGCGUCUGCAGACCCACUUGCCCCGGCAGGUUCCUCAUAUGCUGCUCUCAGGAGGUCAGGACGAGUUUGUUCGCGACGGCUUCCGGCCGUACGCCUCCGCUGACGAGCUGCGCGUGCCUUUAGGGCUCCCUCUAGGGCUCAGCCCAGGAACCGCAGCCGACGCUCUGGCGUACUUUCACUCAGGAUAUUUGCCUCACCCCUCGCUCGCUUCAUACAGGAUGGAAGACUAUUACAGUCUGUCCGGCCUGCGCUCGCAUUACUACCCGCUUCCAGAGGGAGGACCCCUGCAGGCCCUCCACCCGUCUGCUGUGCACCUGCCCCUGCCUGGAGUCUUCUACCCUCCUGAGAUCACACACCAGUCACUGUCAGCGCUGCACUCUGAGAGGCUGCAGAUGGAAGAGGAGCUUCGCCAGCAGGAGCGAGAGAAGGAGCGAACGCGUGAAAUCGAACGAGAGCGGCAGUGGGAACAGGAGGUGCAGAGAGAGAAAGACAGAGAGCGAGAGAAGCUACGAGAGCUGGAGAUUAAAAAAGAGCGAGGCAGAGACUUCCCGGCGGUCAAGGCCGUGGAGAAACGCCACCUGAGUCUGGAGCCGCCGGCCAACACGCACUCCAUCUCCCAGCCUCAUCCGUACACACAGAGAGGCAAGCUGGAGGAGAGACUCGCUGCUAACAGAGCCGACAAAACCAAAGAAGCGCUGCUGUUCACGCCUCAGUCCGGUCCGUACUCAUCCUCGGGAGGUCCUUCGUCUUCAGGCGUGCCGUUCGGGAAGAGCCACCGGCCCGUGGUGACCCCCGUGAUGCUCCAGCGGCCGGAGGAGGACAGGUGGCUGGGCAGACAGAGAGCGCUGAAGCUGGAGAGGACCGACAGACAGCAGGAGCCGGCAGAUCAGAGAGAGACGCACAGGUUCGGGGCUGGUGUCAGAGACGUACCUGCGCCUCUGGGAGCUCCGCCUCCCCUCAUCACCCCCAAAGCUCCUCCUCGUGAGCCACACCCCUCUCCUCCCGCACACGGCAGCCUCUGGAACCCCGUGUCCCUCCUGCGCUCGCCCCCAGACCGGCCCCUGCCCCACGUACACCCUCAGAGCCGGGCGAGGCCCCCAGAGGAGGAGGCCAGGCGGGGCCCGCAGAGGCCCGUCUCCUCCAGGACACCCCAGGGGCCCGCUCCGGACAGGACAGACCCCCUGAUGGUGUACGACCAGGCCCUCCAGCAGCACAGGAGACUCAUCAGCAAACUGGACCUGGAGGAGAAGAGACGCAGGGAAGCCCGAGAGAAAGGUUAUUACUAUGAAUUAGACGACUCUUAUGAUGAGAGCGAUGAGGAGGAGGUUCGAGCUCAUCUGAGGAGAGUCUCUCAGCAGCCUCCUCUCAAACUGGACGUGUCUGGAGAGAAGACGGAGUUUCUGUGCGUGUUUGGACUGACCACGCUCUCGAAGCGCGACGAGCUGCUGGAGGUGAAGAGGAGGAAGAGGAGGAUGAUGCUGCAGGAGCGAGUCCCUUCACCCGCGCCGGUGCCCAGUAAACGCAAGACCCCGUCUCCUCCUCAGCCUCCGCUCAGCACACGCUUCACCCCGGAGGAGAUGGACCGCUCCGACGAGCUGGACCACAAGAAACACUUCCUCAGCAUCUUCAGCCUCAGCCACGUCAGUCAGGAAGAGAGACGGAAGAAUAAGAAGAUUGUGGACUUGCUGGAAGCCAUCAAACAAAAGACUGUUACGCUGAACACCCUCAGAUACGCCACAGAUUCUCCCUGCUCCGGCCCGGACGCUUCAGUGUCUGAUGUCAACCAGUCAGGCGGUAAUGUUCACCUCGAACCCCAAAAUGGCCCGCCUGAAAACCCUCGCGCCCCUCUAGAGCCGCCGCCACUGGCUCCCCUCCACCCUCAAGGCCCGCCCAGCCUGACGUCCCCGAGCAGGAGAGCCCCGGGCCUGCAGCCGCCCCCGAAACGCCCCGUCUGGGAGCCAGUCAGCUCGGAGCAGUUCGCUCAGCACUUCCACCAGUCCGUGCUGCAGUCCACGCAGAAACACAAAGCGGGUGAGCAGUUGGAGCCUCCUGCGCUUCCCCCUCCAGGCCUCCAGAGGGCGGCGAACAGGGUCCCGAACGGACAAAGCAACGGCCACUCCUGCCACAUAUCAGCCCAGCGAGAGUCUCCGGGCGCCAGGAACGACCUCUCGGCCGAGGAGGGCGCCAGCUCGGAAGAAGACGAGGAGGACGAAGAGUCGCUCGGGCCCAGGUGGAAGGGGAUUGAAACGAUAUUUGAGGCGUAUGAGGAGUACAUGGAGGAGAGAAGCAUCGAGCAGCAGGUUCUCCAGAGCGAGUGCAGACGUCUGGAGACGCAGCAUUACAAUCUCACUCUCACGGCCGAACAGCUUUCUCACAGCAUGAGGGACCUACUGGCACAGAAGCACAACCUGGCCCUGAAGAGGGAUCGCAUGCAGGCCGAGCUGGAGCACAUCAAGAAAUGUUUGACACUGCCAUUAUUCCACUGGCACCGAGGAUACUACAAGAGACCCUCGCCGAGGUGACCCGAAGACGGACGACCGCCCGAGCCGCAGAUGUAUGUGCGAGCAUGAUGAAGACGCACAAGCUCGCUGUGACUCGGGAAACCAGAAAACCAUCCAAAUAUCCAUUACUUGACGUACGGAACAAGUCUGACAGGACGUUUGCCAAGAGGUGCGCUGGAUAUGCACUUAACGCUGACCUGGCGUGUGUUUGGCGCGCUCUUCUCAAGCGUUUUCAUAUUUAUACAGUUUUUAAAAGAGUACGAUUGUGUAAAAUACUGUCGAAUCGCAUUUUUGUAUGUUUUUAUUCUCUACGGAUAAAUUGUAAAAAAGGACUGCGGUUCGAAAUAUAAAUAUUUUAGUGCUUUUCGCGGGGAUUAAAAACAAGGUGACUGCUGGUCAGAAACGUCGGCGAAGGGGAAAAAAAAAAGAAGAGUUUUCAUUUCAAAAAUCAGUUCGGAGGCUGUUCUUCGCAGUCGUCAGAAAGUCCUGUUUGUCUGGGACAGUGUUUCUAUGUUGUGUUGUUCUCUCUCCGUCUCUCACCAAACCAAAAUAUCAAUGCCAUAUAUAUAUAUAUAUAUAUAUAUUAUCCAUUAGCACAUGGCUGUUUGAUGAAUAGAGGCUAAAAUAAACCGAUCCAGCUCGGGAAUCGCUUUAUAAUAACUUUCAUUAACGACAAAUGGCACAUAAUACCCAACAGACUAGUAGUUCUUGUAUUUGGAUAAUCAGAAAAAUCUACAUUAUGUAUUAAAUAACGACAAUUCUGAAAUAACAAUAGAAUAAGCGACUUGAAGUUGAUUACGAAAUGCCACUGAGGGCCUUAUAAAUGGAUAUUCUGUUCAACCUGCUUAUUUAAUGCUGUCUGUUACGGAUCUUUUUUAUAGUCAUGAAAGUAAUUAUAAAGGGUUAACCGGAUCUUUACGCGUGACCCGGCCAACAUCGUUUAGUUUUCAGCCUAGCUGCCAUGAGAAAAGUUAUUUUAUAUAGGGAUUAGUGCCACAAUGAAAAAAAAAAAAACUAAACUAAACAAAACUAAAACACUGCUAUUGCUCUGUUAUUAGUUAUAAUUUCAUACUUUGAAGAAAUGUCCAAUGCCACAAGCUGAGAAGUGUCUGUCUCAAGAUGUCUAUUUUUAUUUUAUUUUUUUUAAAUAACUGCGUUUUGUUUAAAACACGAAUGGCUUCUGAUAAAUCUGUUUGGAAGAAACGGAACGGUCACGCUGUGGGGGGGGGAAAGAAAUCGGUAAAACGUUUUAGAUUCGUCAUUUUUAGUGGAAUAAGAAAUGUGAGUUAAUAUAUUAUUUCUUGAAGGUAGAAAUACUUAUUUAUGGAUAUAUCUGUGUAUAUGCUGAUAAAAGAAUAAUGUUUGAGGAAAAAAAAAACAUUUCUUGCCAUAUUUUGUCUACAAAAACUCAAGUAACGGACAUGAUUCUUUCUCGUGAGUAACAUGCUCUUCGGUUGUUUCUGUAUGAUUUACAAUGCAGCAAAAUAAACAACUUGACAUUUAAA